CUAAGCAUGCUAGGUGUUGACUCCUAGGCUAUUUAUCCUUUAUUUUUCUGUUCUUUAAUUUUCGUGUAUUUCUACCCAUUCGAAAGCCAUUACAGCCAAGCUUUCAACUCAAAUUCAAACCACCACCAUCAAACCACUUAGCCAACACAAACUCUAGCUGCUGCUGUUACUUGAACAACCAACAACCUGAUUCUCAUAAACCUAGCUCCCGAAGGUGAUUCCUAAACUGAAAAGCAUAAGCACGGACACGGGUACGACAUGGUGAUAUGGGUAAUUUCUGAAAAAUUAUAACAUCAAACAGUUGAUAUAACACUGUUAUGACAUGGGUACAAUAUGGGUAGGCACCCUAAAUGAAGUGUCUUGUGCUUCCUCGCUAGCUCUAGUCAACUCUAAGUGAGGACCAUUAGAGGUUCUCUUUUGCUUGGUGCUGACUCAAAACAAGUUUAGUAUGGAUUGACACCAAUAGAAAUUGCAGCAUUGCAAUGUAAUUAUCAGAGUGUCGUGAUUCUCUUUCCAGUUACCUUUCAUAUUCCAGCUAUUCCAGACUGGAGUACAGGUGGAAUAAUGAAGUAAAUUCACUCUGAAGAGCUACACAACAGAUGAACCGAAAGUUAAAGGAGAACUUUUUGACCUUAAAAUCCAAGGGAAAAGAUGCUUUUAAGAGAAAGGAUUAUCUUGGUGCGAUAUGUUGGUAUACAAAGGCAAUAAACGCAGAGCCCUCUGAUGCUACUGUGUUAUCGAACCGAAGUUUGUGUUGGGCUCUCUUGAAUGAAGGAAGUCGUGCUUUACCUGAUGCUGAGGCUUGUAUUGCAUUAAGGCCGGACUGGCCAAAGGCAUACUACAGGGAAGGUGUAGCAUACAUGUUAUUAAAAGAUUUUGUGAAAUCUGCAUAUUCGUUUAAUAAGGGAUUAGAGCUGGAUCCCAAGAAUGAGGAGCUUCAAAUGGCUUUCUGGUAUUGGCUUCUAUCCACAAUCCGGGUUCAUCUUGUGGCUUAUAAGAAGUAUUUGAAUAUUUGGGUGUUUGUCUAUAAACUUCUUUUUUAAAUUAUGACCAAAUUAAAGAAUAUAUGUAUGUAUGUAUGUAUGUAAAUUUUGAGGGCACCAUGGUGCACCCUCCAACCACAUAUUGAGCUCUGCCUCUGUUAUACAAAAUAUAGUUCUAUUAAGUUUGCACUGGCUUGAAAACUGAAAUUCAGAUCUUCCCUUGAAGAGAAGAUUUGUCAAUUGUAAAUGAAUUUGCAAUUGAGGUUUACUCAAAUUUUUUCCUC
This is a messenger RNA of Quercus lobata, 1267 nucleotides long. RefSeq names its product hsp70-Hsp90 organizing protein 3-like. Lineage: Eukaryota; Viridiplantae; Streptophyta; Magnoliopsida; Fagales; Fagaceae. The record is from RefSeq and is a predicted model, not a curated record. The coding region runs from base 600 to 1043 and encodes 147 amino acids. The transcript has 6 exons. Gene Ontology annotation, molecular function: protein binding.